UAUGUGAAUGUACGAAACUUUAACAGAAACUGCAGGUCUGUGUCUGGUAAAUUUUCGUUUAAACUAAUUUUGUUCUUAAUACAGUGAAGUUUCUCGCAGAGAGGAUACAGAAAUUUAACUCAAGUAAAAAUAACAAUUCAAAGGAAAAUCACUUAAGUACAAGAAAAACGUACAGCGCAGUAAAAAUAGGGUUACUGAAGUAACUGUAACUAGUUACAUAUUAACUCUUGUAAUAUGUCUCUUAUUUGUGUUCAUCUGUUUUAUCAUAUUCUGAAUCCUGAAAAUGUAACUGAACUUUUACAGCUUUUAACUUUUAUUUUUAAAGUCCUAACCGGAAGCUGUCCUGUUCAUUGAGGCUGUUUGGACGGAACUGAAGCAUCCUGACGUCUUUUCUGAGCACAAAGUGAGAUCGCGCCUCCUCCUCUUCCUCCUCCUCAUCCUCUCCCUCCUCCUCUUCGAGCCACUCGGACUCACAAGGACGAGCUUCCUCUCGGACUCCUUCAGGAUUUAUUCAUUUUUAUUUCGGAUCUCAUUUCUCCUUUUUGCUUUAUUUUUAUUUAAUGCGGGAUAAAUCUGUGUUAUCCGCGGGAUGCAGCCCUCCUCCUGCUGCUGUUCCUCUUCCUCCUCCAUCAUCAUCAUCAUCAGCAGCAGCAGCAGCAGCACCAGAGGGCCGAUGGGCCGAGCAGGACGGCCGGGAUUCAACCACCGAGCAGGUCUCCGUUUCUCCUCCUGCAGGAGGUUCAUGGAGGAGCAGCAGGAGCUCCAGCUGCUCCUCCAUGAACCUCCGUCCAUGUUGAUGGUUUUUAUCCCUCAGUGGGAACCGGGACCAUCUGACCCGGUUCCUGAUGGAGGCAGAUGGGGAUCAGCUGGGGUGGGUGGGGUCAGUGGGGGGUCAUCUGUCUGGACUGACCCUGAAUAAACGGAUCACUGGAAAUAAAAGCAGCACCUUUUCAGCCCAAAUGUCUAAUUAUUUGAAUUUGUUUUAGUUCUGAGUCCAUUCUCAUCUUCUGCUCAUAUCUGUUUGUGUUUUACUAGAAAACUAAUUUUUUCCCACAUUUCUGGCUGUAACUUUAAGCAUGGGGACGUGAAGGAGCCGCCAUGUCCAGAGCAGCCACCAGGGGGCAGAAGUGAGUUAGCAGUAACCGCAGCAACCGGACCUGGAUGGAGUCACGUUAGCCGUGUUUCCAUCAGCGUGUUUAAGUGUCGUUAUAGAAACUUUAUUGAAAUUCAAAAUAACUUCCUUAAUUUCAUAAAAUGGUUUUUCACUCUCGAGAUCAUUUUUGAAAAAUUUAUAGUGAACGUGGAGAUGAAAUCAGAUCUGCUAAAGUUCUGAGCUGGCCAACGCUCCCAUCCACCAGUGAGUCUGUGCCUUACCAGAGGAACCAAACUCUGCUCUGCCAGCUACUUCCGGUUUAUUGAACGAUCGUUUUAUCGUCAAGGAGAUUUAGUUAUGAACAUCAGAAAACCAAAAUAAAAACAGAACUUCCUGUAGACUCACAGCUGGCUGUUUGUGUCCUGCAGGCUGCACCGAGGCUCCCUCCCUUUAACCUACAGAUGUUCCCAGAUGUUUGCUGAGCCGAGCGGACCGAACCUGGAGCGGCCAUGAUGGGAAGCAGCUGGAGGAGGAGGGCCUUUCAGGAAGCGAUGGGAUGUGAAUCUACAGCAUCAACUGCGGACCCGGACCGUUCUGUGAUUUAGAUGAUCCAACAUGUCUGACGGGUUUUAACUACAAACUGACGUUUCCCGGCCGACAGCGGAGAUGAUUGUCGGUCCAAACAUCCUGAUUGUCUUUUCUUCUCCUUCUGAUUGUCUUUUUGUUUGAGAUCAAGCAGCAGCAACGAUUGUCUCUCAUCUUCAGGCCUGAACCUGAAGCAGCUUUAAGUGGAAAUUAAAAACUCUGAGCCUGGAUUAGAUUUAUUCUGGAUUAAGAUGAUAAACCACGUGCCUCCCGGACUGAGCUCGGACACCACGGAGAAGGCCCGGCUGGAGCUGAACGAAAACCCGGACACUCUGCACCAGGACAUCCAGCAGGUGCGGGAUAUGAUCGUGACGCGGCCGGACAUCGGCUUCCUGCGGACUGACGACGAGUUCAUCCUGCGCUUCCUCAGAGCCAGGAAGUUCGACCACGUGGAGACGUUCCGCCUGCUGGCCCAGUACUUCCAGUUCCGCCAGCAGAACCUGGACAUGUUCCAGAGCUUCAAGGUGGACGACCCCAGCAUCAAGCGGGCCCUGAUGGACGGGUUCCCCGGCGUGUUGGAGGCUCCAGACCAACACGGCAGGAAGAUCCUCAUCCUGUUUGCUUCCAACUGGGACCAGAGCCGGAACUCCUUCAUCGACAUCCUGCGGGCCAUCCUGCUCUCCCUGGAGGUUCUGAUAGAAAACCCGGAGCUGCAGAUCAACGGCUUCACGCUCAUCAUCGACUGGAGCAACUUCUCCUUCAAGCAGGCGUCCAAACUGACACCCAACAUCCUGAAGCUGGCCAUCGAGGGCCUGCAGGACAGUUUCCCGGCCCGGUUCGGAGGGAUCCACUUCGUGAACCAGCCCUGGUACAUCCACGCCAUGUACACCAUCAUCAAGCCCUUCCUCAAGGACAAGACCCGGAAGAGGAUCUUCCUCCACGGGAACAACCUGAACUCCCUCCACCAGCUCAUCCAGCCUGAGUGUUUGCCGUCCGAGUUCGGCGGGACGCUGCCGCCGUACGAUAUGGGGAUGUGGGCGCGGACGCUGCUGGGACCCGAGUACAACGACGAGACCGAGUACACGCUGACGUACGACGCACUGCACGUCAGGGAGAACUGCGGCGGCGGCGGCGGCGGAGAGAAGGACAUGAUGAAGAGGUCUCAGUCGACGGUGGAAGCUGCGGCGCUGCGGCAGAUGGACAGAGAGACGAGCACGCCGCUGCUGGCUCUGGACUGACCUGGAGCUCUGGUUUAAACCGGUUUAAAUCCAGGGGUUUGGAUUUGGGUCGGUUUGCUGCCUGAACUUCUUCAGCACCAGAACUCCCAUUAACCUGGAGCCUCCACCAACUGGUCUGAACUCAUCAGUGUUUCUGUUGGGAAUGUGGAACCUCAGGAUGAGAUCAGAGUUUAAUAAUCCGCAGGUUUCGUUCAUCUGAGCUCCACCGUUAGAUAUCCGUCCUCCCAGCGGCGCCAAACCCAGCCCGUCUGAUUCCUCAAACUCCUCCCACAUGAUCCGUUUGACCCAGCAGCUCCGACUGCUGCCGGACUUAAUCACGUCUGGAAACGUAAAAACAUGCAGCACAAAGUUUAAUUCACAUAACAGGGAGGCUAACGAAACAAAUCCAGUUCAGGAUGAAUAAUGCCGAAUGAUGCCCCGCCCACACUGGAAUUAGGCCACGCCCACUGUGCGUCUCUCCCACACUAAAACGAUUUCAACAUUUCCCCACUUUCACUUGAAAACAAAGUUUUAAGGAACAAUAAAUGAUUUUAAAGCAGGUUCCACAGUGAAGCUACAGAAAAGGCUACUUUUGUGAAAUUGCUAACAUAUUAGCAUCUUGUGCGUCGAACACGACAACAAUGGCUGAUUACAUGUUUGUGGAAAAAGUUCUGGAAAAGGUUUUCAUUGCGCUUUGUUGUUUACUAUUCUUGUUGUCUUGGUUUUACAGCUCAUGUAGAAGCUUCAUGUGUAUUCUCCAUGUUUAGCGCCACCUACAGGUCUGCUGGAGUAAAGACUAGAGGUUUUGUCCAUCGUUUGUGUCUCAGUGUGGAUGGAAGUGGUUUGGAAAGCAACAACCUGAUUUAAAAGAAGGAAACGUUCCUGUGUGGGCGGGGCCAAACACUGAGCCCUGUGGCACCCCGACUGUGGAGGAGCCCCUGAUGAACGGACACUUUGGUUGGCUGAGGCGAACUGUGUUGGAGCAAAUACUGAGCCCUGUGGAACACCAGAAGAGUACAAACCGUGUUUUCUAAAACUUUCAAGCCUGCUUUCAAAUGCUGUGAAAAAGUGUUAAAGUAUGAAACGUUAUUUUUUAGCCCAUAUUUAUUUUUUAAAGUGUAAAUUCCUUUCUUGAACCGUGAGAAUCAGAUAAAUUUAGGGUUUUUUUAUUCUGCGGUUGCUACGUCAUGUUUGUUUACAGAGUUGUCUGCUGCCACCAAGUGGCCACUGACUGAACAGCAGGCUAAAACAUGGCGCCUUUCGGUGAAUCUUCAGUUUUUGUUUUUUUUACCUCUGUUGCAACAUCAAUCAUGCCACGUUUCACUUGAAGCGAGCGUCACUAUGGAAACACCGACACUGUAAAAGAAUGAUGUGCAUGAAACUUUUAUAAACCUCCGUCACGUCACUCAGAAAACAACGGGUUUCAUUUAAAGAUUGUAUGUUAUCGUUGUAUUACCGCACUGAAUAUAGAAGACGUUAUUUUCACGCAGCAGAAACGCCGACGACUGAACAUGGCGGAGUGACGUCAACAGGAAGUGGGAGGGUCGGUCUUCCUGUUUGCGGUGUUAAUAAAUGAGCGUUAGGGCUACACGCGACCUUGAUGUAAUGUAUUUAAUUUCAAUGAAUGUACAGAAGUAAAGAUUUACACCAA
This is a messenger RNA of Gambusia affinis (western mosquitofish), 4546 nucleotides long. Its product is annotated as clavesin-1-like. Gene Ontology annotation, cellular component: membrane. Gene Ontology annotation, molecular function: phosphatidylinositol bisphosphate binding. The transcript has 7 exons. The record is from RefSeq and is a predicted model, not a curated record. Bases 1930 to 2916 code for a protein of 328 amino acids. NCBI's taxonomy places the organism in Eukaryota, Metazoa, Chordata, Actinopteri, Cyprinodontiformes, Poeciliidae.